AUGGUGUCGCGAGUAUCACUUUCCCACCAACGACGUAACGCUUCAUCCUCAAAACCGCGAUUCAGCAAACACAAUCCAUACCUCUCUUCACAUGGGCACAGUGGUGCUAUCCCCGAACCUUCCUCGCCAUCCUCGACUUAUGCACCGAGCCGCCCCAAGAGGCUCGUGGUGGGCGUCACCGGCGCCACGGGGACAGUCUUCGCCAUCCGCCUGCUCGAGAUCCUCCGCGAGCUGGGCGUCGAGACGCACGUGGUGAUGAGCAAGUGGGCGCUGGCGACGGGCAAGUACGAGACGCCGAUGCUGGACGCGGACGUCAGGCAGCUGGCGACGCACUCGUACUCGCCUCGGGACCUGUCGGCGCCCAUCGCCAGCGGCUCCUUCGUGCACGACGGCAUGCUGGUCGUGCCCUGCAGCAUGAAGACCCUGGCCGCCGUCCGGACCGGCUACUGCGACGACCUGAUCUCCCGGGCCGCGGACGUGUGCCUCAAGGAGGACCGCCGGCUGCUGCUGGCGGUCCGGGAGACGCCGCUGAGCGACGUCCACCUGGACAACAUGCUGCACCUCCGGCGGGCCGGGGCGGUCAUCUUCCCACCCGUCCCCGCGUUCUACACGAGGCCCAAGUCAUUGGACGACAUCAUAACGCAGAGUGUGGGCCGCAUGCUGGACUCGUUUGGAAUCCACACCGACGGGUUUGAAAGGUGGGACGGCUUCGAUUGGAAGUCCAAACAGAUGUCGUGA
Molecule: messenger RNA, 738 nt
Organism: Thyridium curvatum
Lineage: Eukaryota; Fungi; Ascomycota; Sordariomycetes; Thyridiales; Thyridiaceae
Exons: 1
Coding region: 1-738 (245 amino acids)
Molecular function (GO): carboxy-lyase activity
Source: RefSeq, a predicted model, not a curated record